GAGCCAUGCCCCCAACCAGAUAGCAAACAACCUAAGUUGUCUAUAAGUAUUUUUCCUAGGCUGAUGACUCCCAGGUAGUGCUGAAGAGGGAGGGGAUGGUAUAAGGUAUGAAUGAGGAGGAUGGAGUUCACUCAAACCCACAGAAAACAAGGAUCUUCCCUGCUGCAUGCUAGAGAAUCGGCUUUGUGGCAGCGGCCCCAUCAUCUUUAUUGCUUUCGGUGAAUGAGGGUGACUCUCCACACCACAGAAACAGGGCUGAAAGGAGCUGUAUCAGAGAGGCAGCUCAAGCAUCAAGAUGCUGUCCAGACCAAAACCGGGGGAGUCCGAGGUGGACCUGCUGCGCUUCCAGAAUCAGUUUCUCGCAGCUGGAGCAGCCCCAGCCGUGCAGUUGGUGAAGAAAGGAAGCAGGCGAAGUGGUGAUGCUGACCUGGACCAGCCCCUGCUACAGGAUGGUCGGGAUGUGGUGAUGCUUGACAAUCUCCCAGACUCACCCCCAGCUUUGGUUCCUGCUCCCCCAAAGAGAGCCAGGCCCAGCCCUGGCUGCCCCCUGCCUCAGGAUGAGGACCCUGAAGAGAGGCUGAGCAGGCAUGACCAGCACAUCACUGCUGUCUUGACUAAGAUUAUUGAACGAGAUACAAGUUCAGUGGUGGUCAAUCUGCCUGUGCCCAGUGGUGUUGCUUUUCCCCCAGUAUUCCAUCGCUCACAAGAGAGACAGGGGAAGCCAGCAGCAUCUGGUAAGAGGAGCAUCUUUGCCCAGGAGAUCGCAGCAAGGAGGAUGUCUGAAGGAAGGACCCCAUUGGUUGGGGAAGUUGUGCCCAACCUGAACCCACCAGAGGGUGCUGUGACCUUUGAGGCACCCACCCUUAGAGACAAGGGCAGCCAGCUUCCAGGGAGCAGCCAUAGCUUCCAGGGACCCCAUGUGAUCACAGGGAAGGGGCUCAGGGGCCAGGAGGCUGAACAGGAAGCCCAGACCAUUCAUGAAGAGAAUGUAGCAAGACUGCAAGCCAUGAGUGCCGAGGAGAUCCUGCAGGAGCAGCAGCAGUUGCUGGCUCAGCUCGACCCCAGCCUGGUUGCCUUCUUGAGAUCUCACAUCCACACUCGUGAGCAAGCAGGAGAGAAGGCCACCAAGAAGGAGAGGCCAGGAGGACCCUCAAUUCAUGUCACCAAAGAAGAGCCCAUCAUGUCAGCUUUGGCUGGUGAAUCCAGGAAGGAGGACAAGCUGGAGCCAGAAGCCCCAGUUCUGGCACUGCCCAUGACCCCUCACAAAGAAUGGCUACAUAUGGACACUGUAGAGCUGGAGAAGCUGCACUGGACCCAGGACCUGCCCCCACUCCGGCGGCAGCAGACACAGGAGAGAAUGCAGGCCCGAUUCAGUCUUCAGGGAGAGCUCCUGGCCCCUGAUGUGGACCUACCCACCUACCUGGGCCUGCACCAUCAUGGAGAGGAGGCAGAGAGAGCAGGGUACUCCCUACAGGAACUAUUCCACCUGACCCGCAGCCAGGUGUCCCAGCAAAGAGUGCUAGCACUGCAUGUGUUGUCCCAGGUCAUUGGCAGGGCCCAGGCUGGUGAGUUUGGGGAUCGGCUCGUUGGCAGUGUCUUAUGCCUCCUUUUGGAUGCUGGUUUCCUCUUCCUGCUACGCUUCUCCCUGGAUGACAGAGUAGACGGGGUCAUUGCAGCUGCCAUCCGGGCUCUUCGGGCUCUGCUGGUGGCUCCUGGAGAUGAGGAGCUCCUCGACAGCACCUUCUCUUGGUACCAUGGAGCUGCAGUGUUCCCUCUGAUGCCCAGCCAGGAAGACAAGGAGGAAGAGGGUGAGGAAGAAGAACCUCCAACAGAAAAGGCAAAAAAGAAGACUCCUGAGGAAGAAGGCCGACCUCCACCUGACCUGGCCCGACAUGAUGUCAUCAAGGGGCUCCUGGCUACCAACCUGCUGCCUCGGCUACGCUAUGUGCUGGAGGUGACCUGCCCAGGACCCUCUGUGGUCCUUGACAUCCUGGCUGUGCUCAUCCGUGUGGCCCGGCAUUCCCUGGAGUCAGCCACAAGGGUCCUGGAGUGCCCUCGGCUGAUAGAGACCAUAGUUCGAGAAUUCCUGCCCACCAGCUGGUCUCCUGUGGGGAUGGGGCCUACUUCCAGCCUACACAAAGUGCCCUGUGCUGGUGCCAUGAAACUACUUAGGGUCCUGGCCUCAGCUGGUAGGAAUAUUGCUGCCCGUCUGUUGAGUGGGUUUGAUCUUCGGAGCCGCCUGUGCCGCUUCAUAGCUGAGGCUCCCCAAGAACUGGUCUUGCCUCCUGAGGAAGCUGAGACACUGAGCACUGAAGCUUUUCGCCUGUGGGCUGUGGCGGCAUCCUAUGGCCAGGGCGGUGACCUGUACAGGGAGCUGUACCCAGUGCUCAUGCGGGCCUUGCAGGCUGUGCCAACAGAGCUCAGCAGCCACUCCCCACAGCCCCUGUCCAUGCAGAGGAUGGCCUCCAUGUUCACUCUUCUAACCCAGCUGACCCUGGCAGCCAGCAGCACCUACCAUGAACCUAUCAGUGAUUCUGCUGAGACCCACGUGCCAGCCACCCCUUCUUCAAUCACUUGGGCACAGGUGUCUGGACUCCAGCCUCUCGUGGAGCCAUGUCUAAGGCAGACUUUGAAGUUGCUGCCCAGACCUGAUAUGUGGAAUGCUCUGGGCCCAGUGCCCAGUGCCUGCCUGCUAUUCCUAGGUGCCUACUACCAGGCCUGGAGCCAGCAGCCAGCCUUGUGCCCAGAAGAUUGGCUUCAGGAUAUGGAACACCUAUCAGAGGAGUUGUUGCUGCCACUGCUGAGUCAGCCCUCUCUGGCCAGCUUAUGGGAUUCCCUCAGGCACUGCUCCCCUCUCUGCAAUCCACUGACCUGUACUUCAGCCCGUGAAGCUCUCCCCAGCCUUGUGUCACUGGGCUGUGCAGGAGGCUAUCCCCCUCUCAGUUUGGCUGGCUCAGCCUCACCCUUCCCAUUCCUUACUGCCCUUCUCUCUCUUGUCAACACCAUGGUCCGGAUCCACAAGGGGCUAUGUUGUCAGCUGGCCACCGUAUUGGCUGCCCCUGGACUCCAGAACUACCUCCUCCAAUGUGUGGCUCCUGGGGCUGCCCCACCCGUCACACCGUUCUCUGCCUGGGCCCUACGCCAUGAAAACCAUCUGCAAUAUCUGGUGCUCUCCCUGGCCCAGAAAGCGGCAAUAUUGCAGCCAGUGUUGGCCACUAAUGCUGCCCUCCACCAUGCUGUGGCCUUGGCCCUGCUGGGUCGGCUGCUGCCCGGAAGUGAGUACAUUGCCCAAGAGCUGCUGCUGAACUGUGUGUUCCGGCUGGAGUUCCUCCCGGAAGGUGCAUCAGGGGGUCCAGAAGCAGCUGACUUCUCUGAUGGACUGUCUUUAGGGAACAGCCAAGACCCUCCGUGUGGACGAGGGGCUCUCCUUGUUCAGGCCUGCCAGGACCUCCCCAGCAUCCGCAGCUGCUACCUGACCCACUGCUCACUGGCUCGAGCCAGCCUGCUGGCUUCCCAGGCCUUGUACAGAGGGGAGCUGCAGCGAGUCCCAGCCCUGCUGCUGCCUGUGCCUAAGGAGCCACUGCUUCCCACCGACUGGCCCUUCCAGCCAUUGAUUCAUCUCUACCACCAGGCUUCAGACACUCCCUCGGGACUCCCUCCCACUGACACCAUGGGCCCAGCCAUGCGGGUCCUGCAGUGGGUGCUAGUUCUGGAGAGCUGGCGCUCUGAGGCCCUGUGGGCUGUGCCUCCUGCUGCCCGCCUGGCCCGGCUCAUGUGUGUGUUCCUGGUGGACAGUGAGCUAUUUCGAGAGACCUCAAUCCAGUGUCUGGUGGCAGCCCUCCUAGCCCGACUCUGUCAGCCUCAAGUCUUGCCAAGCCUCAACCUGGACUGCCCACUUCCUGGUCUGACAUCUUUCCCUGAUCUCUACUCCAGCUUCUUGGACCAUUUUGAGGCUGUUUCUUUUGGGAACCACCUCUUCGGGGCUCUGGUCCUCCUGCCCUUGCAGCGUCGGUUCAGCGUCACCUUGCGCCUCUCUCUCUUUGGGGAUCAUGUGGGGGCUCUGAGAGCUCUGGGCCUACCUCUGACCCAGGUACUUCUUAUCCCCACAGGCCUGAUUUCUGCCCUGGAGUGCUAUACAGGGCCUCCUGAAGACAACCUGGCCCUCCUUCAGCUCUACUUCCGGACGCUGGUCACUGGCACCCUCCGCUCAUGUUGGUGCCCUGUGCUCUAUGCCGUGGCUGUGGCUCAUGUCAAUAGCUUCAUCUUCUCCCAGGACCCUAAGAGUUCAGAUGAGGUAAAGGCUGCCCGAAGGAAUAUGCUGCAGAAGACUUGGCUGCUGGCAGAUGAGGGUCUCCGGCAGCACCUCCUCCACUAUAAGCUUACCAAUUCCAGCCUUCCAGAGGGCUUUGAACUGUAUUCCCAGUUGCCUCCCCUGAGGCAGCAGUAUCUCCAGAGACUGACCUCAGGGGUGCUCCAGAAUGUAGCAUCAGAGAACUAGGACAGUUGCUAUGGAUGGAGAGAUGGAUGCAUUCUGGGGCUCACCCAUGGAUGCCUGGUCAGGCAGAAGGGCAUCACGUCGUAGGGGAAGGCAGGGAACAAAGGAGCAGAAGCUUGCCUUCCUGAGAAUGCCUUGUUUGAGCUUUUUUGGAGCAGAAUGAGCCUGACCAUUACAUCCUGAUAUCUGGAGUUCAGGAUCUGGGGCUUCUGACGGCUUGUGUUAGGAGUGAAAGGUGACUUACUUAGCUAUUUAUCCCCUCUUUGGGGACAGGACAAUCUACGUGUACCUUCCUCACCUUCCAUUCCCCAGCUUGGGCUUGGGUAUAUGGAUGCUAUGCUGUGCAUUGAAAUAAAUUCUUUUUUAGU
This is a messenger RNA of Castor canadensis (American beaver), 4863 nucleotides long. NCBI's taxonomy places the organism in Eukaryota, Metazoa, Chordata, Mammalia, Rodentia, Castoridae. The record is from RefSeq and is a predicted model, not a curated record.